Molecule: messenger RNA, 2411 nt
Organism: Mus musculus (house mouse)
Lineage: Eukaryota; Metazoa; Chordata; Mammalia; Rodentia; Muridae
Gene: Abcg5
Product: ATP binding cassette subfamily G member 5
Exons: 13
Coding region: 139-2097 (652 amino acids)
Biological process (GO): response to nutrient; response to muscle activity; negative regulation of intestinal phytosterol absorption
Cellular component (GO): apical plasma membrane; membrane; ATP-binding cassette (ABC) transporter complex
Molecular function (GO): cholesterol transfer activity; ATP binding; protein heterodimerization activity
Source: RefSeq, marked reviewed
AUUGGUGAACUGUUAUCUCACGAGGAUUCCAGGGCUGGGUAGGAUCGGACAGGGCACUCCCAUUGGCUCCUCAGUUAAAGCUGCCCUGGAGCCGGACAGGCCACUAGAAAAUUCACUUGCAUUUGCUUCCUGCUAGCCAUGGGUGAGCUGCCCUUUCUGAGUCCAGAGGGAGCCAGAGGGCCUCACAUCAACAGAGGGUCUCUGAGCUCCCUGGAGCAAGGUUCGGUCACGGGCACAGAGGCUCGGCACAGCUUAGGUGUCCUGCAUGUGUCCUACAGCGUCAGCAACCGUGUCGGGCCUUGGUGGAACAUCAAAUCAUGCCAGCAGAAGUGGGACAGGCAAAUCCUCAAAGAUGUCUCCUUGUACAUCGAGAGUGGCCAGAUUAUGUGCAUCUUAGGCAGCUCAGGCUCAGGGAAGACCACGCUGCUGGACGCCAUCUCCGGGAGGCUGCGGCGCACUGGGACCCUGGAAGGGGAGGUGUUUGUGAAUGGCUGCGAGCUGCGCAGGGACCAGUUCCAAGACUGCUUCUCCUACGUCCUGCAGAGCGACGUUUUUCUGAGCAGCCUCACUGUGCGCGAGACGUUGCGAUACACAGCGAUGCUGGCCCUCUGCCGCAGCUCCGCGGACUUCUACAACAAGAAGGUAGAGGCAGUCAUGACAGAGCUGAGCCUGAGCCACGUGGCGGACCAAAUGAUUGGCAGCUAUAAUUUUGGGGGAAUUUCCAGUGGCGAGCGGCGCCGAGUUUCCAUCGCAGCCCAACUCCUUCAGGACCCCAAGGUCAUGAUGCUAGAUGAGCCAACCACAGGACUGGACUGCAUGACUGCAAAUCAAAUUGUCCUUCUCUUGGCUGAGCUGGCUCGCAGGGACCGAAUUGUGAUUGUCACCAUCCACCAGCCUCGCUCUGAGCUCUUCCAACACUUCGACAAAAUUGCCAUCCUGACUUACGGAGAGUUGGUGUUCUGUGGCACCCCAGAGGAGAUGCUUGGCUUCUUCAAUAACUGUGGUUACCCCUGUCCUGAACAUUCCAAUCCCUUUGAUUUUUACAUGGACUUGACAUCAGUGGACACCCAAAGCAGAGAGCGGGAAAUAGAAACGUACAAGCGAGUACAGAUGCUGGAAUGUGCCUUCAAGGAAUCUGACAUCUAUCACAAAAUUCUGGAGAACAUUGAAAGAGCACGAUACCUGAAAACCUUACCCACGGUUCCUUUCAAAACAAAAGAUCCUCCUGGGAUGUUCGGCAAGCUUGGUGUCCUGCUGAGGCGAGUAACAAGAAACUUAAUGAGGAAUAAGCAGGCAGUGAUUAUGCGUCUCGUUCAGAAUCUGAUCAUGGGCCUCUUCCUCAUUUUCUACCUUCUCCGCGUCCAGAACAACACGCUAAAGGGCGCUGUGCAGGACCGCGUGGGGCUGCUCUAUCAGCUUGUGGGUGCCACCCCAUACACCGGCAUGCUCAAUGCUGUGAAUCUGUUUCCCAUGCUGAGAGCCGUCAGCGACCAGGAGAGUCAGGAUGGCCUGUAUCAUAAGUGGCAGAUGCUGCUCGCCUACGUGCUACACGUCCUCCCCUUCAGCGUCAUCGCCACGGUCAUUUUCAGCAGUGUGUGUUAUUGGACUCUGGGCUUGUAUCCUGAAGUUGCCAGAUUUGGAUAUUUCUCUGCUGCUCUUUUGGCCCCUCACUUAAUUGGAGAAUUUCUAACACUUGUGCUGCUUGGUAUAGUCCAAAACCCUAAUAUUGUCAACAGUAUAGUGGCUCUGCUCAGCAUCUCUGGGCUGCUUAUUGGAUCUGGAUUUAUCAGAAACAUACAAGAAAUGCCCAUUCCUUUAAAAAUCCUGGGUUAUUUUACAUUCCAAAAAUACUGUUGUGAGAUUCUCGUGGUCAAUGAGUUUUACGGCCUGAACUUCACUUGUGGUGGAUCCAACACCUCUAUGCUAAAUCACCCGAUGUGCGCCAUCACCCAAGGGGUCCAGUUCAUCGAGAAAACCUGCCCAGGUGCUACAUCCAGAUUCACGGCAAACUUCCUCAUCUUAUAUGGGUUUAUCCCAGCUCUGGUCAUCCUAGGAAUAGUGAUUUUUAAAGUCAGGGACUACCUGAUUAGCAGAUAGUUAAGAUGACAGGCAGGAAAGGGUUAAUGGGCAGGCACGCCCACUGUGGAGCACAGAGAAGUACUGUCUACAACCAUCAGGAUUCCAUCUGCGACCCUUGUGUCUGACCCUUGUGUCUAUCCGGAGCCCCAAGGGCAACGAGAACUCACAGCCCUCUGCUAUUCCAGCUUGUGGGGCAAUGUGGUGCUUGGACAUUGUGACUGAACUGGUCCAAUAAUGUAAAUAAUAAUAAUUCAUAAACCUACAGGACAUUAGCUUGACUAUGUGUUUUUUUUCUAGUCACAGAAAAAUAAACCCAUUUAAAAAUUAUGUUU